GCGCAUUCAUUGCAGCCUCACUAUAACUCGUACGAGCCUAGUUUGUGGGGGUGAUUGGUCAAUCGGGCCGGCGAAACUCGCCUUGUAACGAGCUUUUUAAAUGCUCCGACGAUAGAUUAUACUCUUCUGAUGCGUGUAGAACGCCGGAUAUAGAACGAAGAAGCGGUUUGGGGAAAAUCCGGGGAAAAUUCGGCCGGUGACGGGAAGUUUGUCUUUCAGUGUAGAAUGAUUAAGUGGAUGAAUUUGUGAGGGAUGGUUUUGUGAAAAUAGUUUUUUCCGUGUAGGAUGGAUAAAUGGAAAAAUUAGAUGUUUCGGUGCGAAUGGAAGGAACGAACUAAUCGAGCCCGAAAAACCGGGAACUGAUCGAAGCGACAGGUUGCGCAGGAUCGCUCCUCCCCGGCCCCAUUCCAGGACAUCCCCCAGGACAUUCCCCCGUAAUGGACGCCACUUAUGUACCCAACAACCCCCAGUUCGGGCUGCAAUUGGAGUGCAACUGGACGGGCGCCGCCGGUUUGCAACAGGUGUCCAACUGCACGGACGAUCUAUCGUCCUGUUGGAACGAAGAGAUGGGCUCGUUUUCGUUACCACUGGACCUGGAACCGUUACCGAGCCUCUUCAACAUCUCGCCCUGCAGCAACCCCACCAAUGGAAAUUACAAGUUAGAACCCUCGAUGCAGAACCAACCGCUGGCGUUCCGCGAUCAAAUGAAGCAGCCCGGCGGGCCCGACGUGGCCGACGUCCUUCUAUCAUUGAAGCACGCCGUCGUCCAUCCGGGCGUCGGCCAUCAGAACGCCGUCGACAAGUUCGAAGCCGGCCACCACCAGCACGUCUACCAUCCGCAGGUGUUGCUCUCGCCCAACGGCUACCCGAGCGCCAUCUGCGGCGACCAGCCGUUCGUCCAGCAGCCGCCCGUCUUCCCCAGCAUGUCGGUCAACGUCUCCAUGAACAUGACCAUGCACGGCUACCAUCCCAACAACGCCUGCGGCUAUCCCUCCGCCGAGAUAUCCUGCCCCCAGUUGCAAUGGAGUUCGACGCCGCAGGGCCCGUCGCAGAGCUACCAGAGCCAAGGGUUGCUGAGCCCCUCGUACGGGGGCGCCACCUACUCCUUCACGGCUGAUUUCCGGCCGCAGGAGGCGCAGGCGGCGGCGUUUCCGUCGCCGCGACGCCGCCCCACGCCGCCCGACGAGGACCUGCACCAGAAGCCGAACGUCUGCAGGAUAUGCGGAAAGAGCUACGCGCGGCCGAGCACGCUCAAGACCCACCUGCGCACCCACAGCGGCGAGAAACCCUACAGGUGCGUCAAUUGCAACAAGAGCUUCUCGCAGGCGGCCAAUCUGACGGCGCACGUGCGCACCCACAGCGGCGAGAAGCCCUUCAGGUGUCCCGUCUGCGAUAGGAGGUUCUCGCAGAGCUCGUCGGUCACCACGCACAUGCGCACCCACUCCGGCGAACGGCCUUACAGGUGCAGGCUGUGCAAGAAGGCCUUCUCCGACAGCAGCACGCUGACCAAACACCUGAGGAUCCACAGCGGGGAAAAACCGUACGAGUGCAAGCUGUGCCUGCUGCGAUUCAGCCAGAGCGGCAACCUGAACAGGCACAUGCGCGUGCACGGAAGCACGGGGAUUCCCCCGUGA
This is a messenger RNA of Phyllotreta striolata, 1634 nucleotides long. Lineage: Eukaryota; Metazoa; Arthropoda; Insecta; Coleoptera; Chrysomelidae. The record is from the annotation of a GenBank genome assembly.